CAGACCUGCGCUGUGAGCCCUGUACGCACCGGACAAUGACAUGUGGAGCAAUGUGCAUUCGUGCUACGGAUGCUCAAGGCGGAAAACGACGCUUUUGAUUGUGCUUGAUGAAGAUAUCGGAACGGAGCCGUUUCUCUCAGGCAGGCAGAGAAGUUCACACAUGUUUACGCACGCAGUCACGCCACACCUUCCAGCAGUCUCCAUCUGUACAUUGCAGUAGGGAAGUGUCUGAUGUGGCCUUUAGCGCCCAGAACAACACAUCUCCAGAGGCGAGAAGACCAGAUACAGAGUGAAGAUAAUAUUUUUUGCUCUCACCGAGAGCUGUUUUUCUCACGCUCUCUCUCUCACAAUCUCUCGCUCCAUCUGUUGGAGCACUUAGGCCAAGGCUGUUUGAUAACCAGAAAUUCAUCUCUUGUCUGCACGACUAUAAGUGACACUUUUCCUCAAGAUAAUUAAAAGAUACUUUGUUGUCUUUUUGAAGAGGCAGCCUUUGCUUUUUGGUCAUUUGGAAGUUUUUGCUGCCAUUUACACAUUUUGAAAACCCCCAAAGAAGGGCUCACAGCCCAAACUCUUUCAUUUUGCAGAUUUUUAGCAGGAGAUACCAUGAAUUUCUCUCCUUAGUUCUUUUAAAUAAAAACAGCCAACAACCAUGAUUCACCUGUGGAUACAUAGUAGUCCCACUUAAAUAUAACUUGUUCCUGUUUUUCACCUCGCCUGACCCCUUGAUAAAGCUGUACCAGCCUCAUCCUACCCUAGUAUGAGUUAUGACAACUCGAAAUCAACGGCCAGCAGCAGCACUCGGGGGCGAGUGGCAAGGGCCAACGCGAAAGACAAUGACCAGGAGGCAGGGCCAGAAGGGUUAAACUCCCUGAAAACCAGCGGUGGUCAGCCCAGUGCCAAUGUCACCACUCAGGAGCAGGGAAGUAGAACCGGAGGGGGCUCGUCUCCCAGCGGUGGGUCAGGAUCUGGGGGUUUGUCCGUAGACCAAAGGGGUCCCAACUCAGAUGAUAUGGAUGGUCUUUCCAGCGGGAACGACUCUGGGGAGAGGGAAAGCGAGGGCGGGAUGGAGAGGGAGAACAGUUCACGUGGGCGCCAGUCCACACACAGCUCCCACAGCUCGUCGAACGGCAAGGACUCUGCCAUGAUGCUGGAAACCACAGAGAGCAACAAGAGCUCCAACUCCCAGAGCCUCUCACCCCCAAGCGGCUCCUUGGCCUACAGCCUGCUGUCGACCAGCUCGGAACACGACCCUCCUUCCACCUCUGGUUGUAGCAGCGACCAGUCAGCAAGGGUGCAGACCCAGAAAGAGCUAAUGAAGGCCAUCAAGGAGCUCAAGCUCCGCCUGCCAGCUGAGCGCAAGGCCAAGGGUCACUCCAGCACCCUAAAUGCACUCAAAUAUGCACUUCAGUGCGUCAGACAAGUCAGAGCCAACAAGGAGUACUACCACCAGUGGAGUGUGGAGGAAUGUCAGGGCUGCAGUCUUGACUUGUCUACCUUUACAAUUGAGGAGCUUGACAAUAUCACUUCGGAAUACACCCUCAAAAACACAGACACGUUUUCCAUAGCUGUGUCAUUCCUGUCAGGGAAGGUUGUCUACGUAUCACCCCAAGGCUCGUCCCUGCUGCGGUGUAAGCCCGAGUGUCUUCAGGGGACUAUGUUUUCGGACCUUUUGGCCCCACAGGAUGUCAGCACUUUCUACAGCGGCACAGCACCCUGCCGCCUGCCUCCCUGGGCCUCCUGCAUCGGGUCUGCCUCUCCUCCAGUUGAUUGCACUCAGGAGAAGUCCAUGUUUUGUCGGAUCAGCGCCAACCGGAUGCAGGGCGGCGAGAUGCGCUACUACCCGUUCCGCCUCACGCCAUACCAGCUCACUCUUAGAGACUCAGAUGCUGCUGAGCCACAGCCCUGCUGCCUGCUCAUCGCAGAGAGGGUCCACUCUGGAUAUGAAGCUCCUCGAAUCCCUCCAGACAAGAGGAUCUUCACAACCAGUCACACUCCCAGCUGCCUCUUCCAGGAGGUUGAUGAGAGGGCAGUGCCACUGUUGGGCUACCUGCCUCAGGACUUGGUGGGAACCCCCAUCCUGCUCUACAUCCACCCCGAGGACAGGCCCAUGAUGGUGGCCAUUCAUGAGAAGAUCUUUCAGUUUGCAGGGCAGCCAUUCGACUAUUCACCCCUGAGGAUGUGUGCCCGCAGCGGGGAGUAUCUGACCAUCGACACCAGCUGGUCUUCCUUUGUCAACCCCUGGAGCCGGAAGGUGGCCUUCAUCGUAGGGCGCCACAAAGUCAGAACGAGCCCUCUGAAUGAAGACGUGUUCACUACGCCGCAAGGCUGCGAGAGCCGGGUCACCACGCCUGACAUCGUUCAGCUGAGUGAACAGAUCCAUCGGGUCCUGGUGCAGCCAGUGCACAGCGGUGGCUCCCAGGGGUACAGCUCGCUUGGGUCCAGUGGCUCGCGGGGCUCCCACCGUUCACACCAACAGCACCUCAGUGCCGCCUCGUCCAGCGACAGCAACGGCCCCGCCAUGGAUGUGGCUGCUGCUGCUGCUGUCGCUUUACACAAACCUAUGACGUUCCAGCAGAUCUGCAAAGACGUUCACACGGUCAAGACCAAUGGACAGCAGGUUUUCAUCGAGUCCCGUAACCGGCAACCACCCAGAAAAAACACCAGCACAGGCACAACAUGCGUCAGAGCCGUCAGCAGUGACCCAAUCAGAGGACUCAUAGCGGACAUGACAAAACCACCCAGAGCUUUGGUCCCUGCACCGCUUGUACAGAAGGAGCCCCCGACCGGCUACUCCUACCAGCAGAUCAACUGUCUGGACAGCAUCAUAAGGUACUUGGAGAGCUGCAACAUUCCCAACACAGUUAAAAGGAAGUGCGGCUCCUCCUCCUACACUGCCUCCUCUACGUCUGAUGACGACAAACAGCAGGAGGCCAGCGGCAACAGCAAAGGUGGUUCAGUUAGCCUCGUAAGUGAACCACCUCCUCUGCCCCCUCUGACCAUGGCCACAAAGGCAGAAAGUGUAGCCUCAGUCACGUCCCAGUGUAGCUUCAGCAGCACCAUCGUGCAUGUGGGAGACAAGAAGCCUCCCGAGUCAGACAUCGUGAUGGAGGAGGCUCCUACAACUCCUACGCUGGGUCCUCCUUCUACCACACCAACUCCUCCCGCCAGCGGCCCGAUACCGCCCGCCAACACAGCAAUCACCCCUCUUCCUCCUCCCCCUCCACCAGAGAGGGACAGCCGGAGAAAUGGAAGUGUCGGAGGGGGCGGGGGAGGCCGGCUGGGUCUGACAAAGGAGGUGCUAUCCGCCCACACCCAGCAGGAGGAGCAGGCGUUCCUUGACCGUUUCAAGGACCUCAGCAAGCUGCGCGUGUUCGAUCAGACGGCAUCUUCGACUGUGCGAUGCCACACCCCAGCUGCCAACCCUCUGUCACGAGGAGUGCGCUGUUCCCGGGACUACCCUGCUGCAGGAGGCAGCACCGGUCACAGACGUGGUCGUGGAGGAAAGAGACUCAAGCACCAGGAGUCAUCUGACCAGCAAAGCUCUCUGGGUCUGAGCGGGAGCCGCCAAGACCCCAGAACCACCACAGCCCCCCUGCCCCACAACAUCCCCCUUGGACCCCCAACAAACUCCUCCUCCUGGCCUUCUGUAGGCUCCCAGGCCAGCAUUCCCUCCGCCCCUUUCGCUCCUGGUAUGCUUCCGAUCUACCCUGUUUACCCACCGCUCACACAGCCCUUACCCAUCCCAGACCCGUCACGUUUCCCCCCUGCCCAGAUGGUUCCUCCCAUGAUGGCCCUCGUUCUGCCCAACUACAUGUUCCCCCAGAUGGGAGCACCCAUCUCUCAGCCGGGAGCCAUCCCCGGACACUUCUACAAUCCUAACUUCACGUAUCCCGGCACUACCCCAGCCGCUGUCCCCAGUGUCAUCUCCAACCCCAUGCCCAUUCCCGGCACCUGCGCUGCAUCUCGUAGCAGCACCCCACAGUCCUACACUCAGACGCCUGCUGACCGCGAAGGUGCAGAGUCCCCCCUCUUCCAGUCCCGAUGCUCCUCCCCCCUCAACUUGUUGCAGCUGGAGGAAUCACCAAGCAACCGGUUAGAGGUUGCCACGGCCCUGGCAGCAUCGCAGCAGGCCACGCCUUCUGCGCAGGGCGGUGCAGCCGGGGGACCGAGCUCAACCAAUCAGAGGAGCUCUGAUGACACCUCCAAGGAGAAUGAGAAUGGUGAAACUAAUGAGUCCAACCACGAUGCGAUGUCCACCUCCAGUGACCUGCUGGACCUGUUGCUGCAGGAGGACUCCCGCUCAGGCACUGGCUCAGCUGCCUCUGGUUCAGGGUUCUCUGGGACAAGGUCCUCAGGUUCAGGCUCUGGCUCCAACGGCUGCAGUUCCUCUGGCACCAGUGGCACCAGCAGCAGUCAGGGCAGCCACACCAGCAAGUACUUCGGCAGCAUCGACUCAUCUGAGAACGACCACUCCCGCAAACAGCCAGCAGGGGGCAGCAGCAGCGCCGGGGGGGACGGUGGUGAGGAGCAGUUCAUCAAGUGUGUCCUCCAGGACCCCAUCUGGCUACUGAUGGCCAACACGGACGACAAGGUCAUGAUGACCUAUCAGCUGCCUAUCAGGGACAUGGAGACAGUGCUGCGAGAGGACCGUGAGGCCUUGAGGAGCAUGCAGAAGCAUCAGCCACGCUUCACAGAGGAGCAGAAGAGGGAGCUGAGCCAGGUUCACCCCUGGGUCCGCACAGGACGCCUGCCGCGAGCCGUCAACAUCUCUGGCUGUACAGGCUGCAAGUCUCCCCCCGCCGUGCCCCCGGCCACCCCGUUCGAUGUGGAGAUCCAUGAGAUGGAGUUGUGCAGUGUGCUGAAGGCACAGGAGGAGGGCGCCGGCGAGGGCAAGAAAAAUCUCUCCGAAACAGCCAUGGAUGAAGCUCACCCACAGGAUGAAGAAGAGGUAGAAGAGAAAGGAACCAAAACACAAGACAGCAGCCAAGACAUGACGGCAGAGGAGCAGAAUGCGACCUCAGAAGCUGUGGAGGAAAAGGCGGAGGCUCAGCAGCCUGAGUCUGACAUGACUCACUAAGUAGGUGGCCAAAGAUAAAGAACACUAUCAUGACCUUUCUACGCGGAUAUGCAGAAAAUGUGCACCUUCCAGGACUUUGUGCCCCCAACAUCAUUACACAGGAUGCAAGGUGUUAAAACGGGCUCUGCUGGGACGUUAAGGUGCAUAUCGAUCCAGGCAACUGCCGUCUGUUGUCUAAUAGAUCAGGCAGGAGACGUGUCCAAGUUAAAUCUUCAUUGAGUCUGACUUUGAUGACAGCACAAGAGGCAUGUUGUAUGACUGCAUAUUAAAUGCCUUGGAAACCACAGGACACACACAAACUCUGUUUUAAAGAGUGAAGUGAUUUAAGACUUCUUUUUUUUUUUUUUUCCUCUCGGCUGUUCUCGUAGUUCUUAGUAUAUUUAUUUAAGUUGUAAAAUAAUCAGAGCGGACUAAGGUGAAUGUGUUACAAAAAGACACCUUUACAGAAAGAUGGAUGUGCUUCACCGCAGUGUCCUCCUUGACGUUUUCAUCUCUCCUGUUCAGGGUUCGGCCCACAAGGAAAGAAGGGAGUUUACCUGUGACUUAUCUUCUUGCUGAAUGUUUCCCAGGUUUUCCAGGAUCCCAUUCCCAUUUAGAUCCUGAAUAUAUGUUUUGUUUUGUUUUUUUAAAAAUGUAAAAUCUUUGCCCUAAUUAAAGACACUGACUUUCACCCACUAGAGAAAAUGUACAGUGAGAACCAGGUUAUUUUGUAAACAUUGUGUAUAUUUUUAUACUUUCAUCGACUGCAAAUAGAGAGAGAGGAUAAUUGCCCAAAAUAGUGUCUGUACUGUAAAAAAGUUUACGUGAAAAUCCAAGAUUGAAGAUCCUGUCUGUAAUAAAUUUAGAGGCAGAGAAAAAAAACAAUGAGAUCACAGUCUCUGAAACCGAGACGGUGACUACAAUCUAGUGCGAUGUACAGUUAAAUCAUGGGGCAGCGUGGCAAUCGCCAGGAGACUAACCCGGACUUUAAGGUUUCUCUUCGGCUGGGCAUUAGUUUGUGCAUUUGUUGUGGUCGCUCCACAGUGAGAAAUGAACGCUGCCUCUCAGAAAUGGAUUCUCUCACAAACAUCACAGACAGUAUUCCAUCAGCAGAGGGAGAGCUUUUUGUUUCGCCAGUGCACGCUCAUGGUGGUAGGUGGAUUUUGAAAAGAGGUGGAUGUUAACUCUUUAAAAAGUCUAGAGUUCGGACAGUGUUUACUAUCUUCUGUUUUCCUCUCUGUCCCUUUCUCUCGUUGUCCUCCUCUCUGUGGCAAUGUUCUGGUCAUGUGAUAUCCUAUGCUUAAUGGCGUCAGUGGUGUCUGCGACAGUUUCUUAAAAUUUUUGUGAAAUUCUUUGUACAAAAAAAAGACAAUAAAAUUGACUUGAAAGGC
Messenger RNA from Xiphias gladius (swordfish), 6447 nucleotides. It is a transcript of the gene per1b, whose product is annotated as period circadian clock 1b. Gene Ontology annotation, cellular component: cytoplasm; nucleus. Gene Ontology annotation, biological process: negative regulation of transcription by RNA polymerase II; entrainment of circadian clock by photoperiod; circadian regulation of gene expression. The transcript is spliced from 20 exons. Gene Ontology annotation, molecular function: transcription cis-regulatory region binding; transcription corepressor binding. Bases 758 to 5077 code for a protein of 1439 amino acids. NCBI's taxonomy places the organism in Eukaryota, Metazoa, Chordata, Actinopteri, Istiophoriformes, Xiphiidae. The record is from RefSeq and is a predicted model, not a curated record.